AAGCGCGCGCAACUUGAUUCAGGAAGUACGUAUUUUGUUGAGUUUACGAGCUAGCGAGAAAAGUCUUCACAAAUUAUAAAACGCUUAAGUGUCUUGGGUAACAAGAAACAGAGUUCAACUGAACAUGUCCGCUGCUUCCGACUCCACGUAUAUAUCGUCACUCGGCAAGGGGGACAGCUUGCAUCAUCAAGUUGUUGCCUCCCUGCCUCUGUGUGACAUUACAGAGGAGGAUCUGACUCAGAACCCCCAGUUGUGUAAACUUCUGGCCACCCUGUCCCAACAUGUGGACCCACAUGGACUCACGGUCCCACUAAAAACAGAGCUGGAAAAGGCUGAGCAGAAGCUGCAGAGCCAGAGGCGUCACUGGCUGCGCUCCGAGAGCCUCCACAAAGCGCUGCAGGAGAUGAUCCAGGACCACUGUAUCAGGAAGCACCAUGGCACUGUGCCCCCCGACCAGAGCAUGUUUUUUGAUACAAUGGAGAAGUGUCUGUUGGUGGCGGAGUGUGUCAGACAGCUGGAUCCCAGCAGCACUACCGACCAGGACCAGCCCUCCGUUCUGGGUCUGAACCCUGAACAGAUUCUGGAGCUCAUGCCAUCAGAGAAAAAUGUUCAAAGAAUGAAACAGAGUCUUCCCAGAGAGUUGGAGAAACAUCUGAAGAAAAAGUGUCUGAGCCUCCUUUCUUACUAUCAACCUGAAUGGGGUGCAGUAACUACGCAGUAUCUGCUAAAAAAUGAGAGUGAAGGUCUGAAGAACAGCAAGUUGUCUCAUCUGUCAGCCCAACUUGUCAAUGAAAAGAAAAGAGCAGAGAGUCUGAAGGAGACGUCCCGUGAGAACUCAGUCCUCCUGCAAAGACAGACUCAUCUCUACCUCUCUGAACUGAUUAAGUGCAUUCAGCUUCUGCAGUCCCUCAUCUUGGACCACAGGUUAAGGAUCCAGACAGAUCUGGACCGAAAAAAGUUGGACUAUUUUGAGGGAAAAUGUGAAUUAGUCUUACAGAAGAUCAGGACUGAAAUGGCGGAAAUUCAGCUGGACACGUACACAGUGGACUCAAUAUCUGCUCACAGAAAAAUCAGAGGGACGUUGGAGUCUGAGCUGAAGGCCUGUCAGGUGGAGAAGCAGUCUGUUGAGAUGAAACUGGCCUCCUUUGAGAUCCUGGGAAAAGAGUUUGAGGCCCUGGCCAAGGAGUACUCCAGAUUGCGGCAGGAGAUAGAAAUGAAUAACUGGGCUCUGAACGAGUUCAGCCAGUACACGGACAAGUGAGGAUCCUGCCUGAGGCCAGGACAACAGCCAGCCCCUACCUUGGCAUAUUGGGCCAUUGCUCACAUUGACAUGCUGGCUUUUGGACACUUGACACACAAACACUUGGACUUUUGAA
This is a messenger RNA of Pungitius pungitius (ninespine stickleback), 1376 nucleotides long. It is a transcript of the gene haus4, whose product is annotated as HAUS augmin-like complex, subunit 4. The record is from RefSeq and is a predicted model, not a curated record. NCBI's taxonomy places the organism in Eukaryota, Metazoa, Chordata, Actinopteri, Perciformes, Gasterosteidae. The coding region runs from base 125 to 1261 and encodes 378 amino acids. Gene Ontology annotation, biological process: centrosome cycle; spindle assembly. Gene Ontology annotation, cellular component: HAUS complex. Gene Ontology annotation, molecular function: microtubule minus-end binding. The transcript has 9 exons.